UAUCCAUUCGCUUUUUCGCCAAAUGUUGGUUUGACUUUUUACUGAUAUUGAUCUUAUGUUUGAUACUUAAAUAAAUGAUAAAAAAAAUACAUAUUGACAAUAUAAUUUUUAUUUAAUAUUUAUGAAAAAAAAACAACAACAGCUUUUCACUUUUACAAAAAGUUAUUUAAAAAGUACGCGUUACAACUUAUUUACUGCACGUGUUGUCAAAAAAUGGCUACAAAAUUUACAGAUUUAGGUCUUCAUGAAUGGUUAAACAAACAAUGUCUAGAAAUGGGCAUUUCCAAACCAACUGAAAUUCAAGUUAGUUGCAUUCCAGAAAUUCUUUCAGGGAGAGAUUGCAUUGGAUCUGCAAAAACUGGAAGCGGUAAGACCGCAGCGUUUGCUCUUCCAAUCAUUCAAAAACUUUCAGAGGACCCUUAUGGGAUUUUCGCUCUUAUACUGACUCCAACUAGGGAGCUUGCUAUUCAGAUCGCAGACCAAUUUAAAGCACUUGGAAAAUCGAUUGGUCUCAACGAUGCAGUUAUAAUUGGUGGUCUUGAUAUGGUUAAACAAGGAAUGGAACUAAGCAACCAACCUCACGUUGUAAUUGCAACUCCAGGAAGAUUAGCUUCACAUAUAACGAGUGGAACAAAGUUUUCAUUGAAUAAAAUUAAAUUUUUAGUCCUUGACGAAGCUGAUCGAUUGUUAGAAAAAAGUUUCGAAAAUGAUCUUGAGGUGAUUUUUGAUAACAUUGCCAAAAAGAGACAGACUUUACUUUUCAGUGCAACAAUCACUGAUGCAAUUAAUCAUUUGAAGGAAGUUGCACAUAAUCCAUUUUGUUAUGAGGUUAAAUCUGAUUUUGCUACUGUAACAGAGCUAGAUCAAAGAUAUCUACUUAUACCAUCUCAAGUAAAAGACUGUUAUUUAGUGCAUUUGCUUCAAAAUUUUUCCGAAAAAUCUGUUAUAAUAUUUACUCAAACAUGUCGAAGUUGUCAGGUUAUAUCAUUUAUGUUACGAAAAGUAGAAUUUAAAUGUGCUGGACUUCAUUCUGUAAUGUCUCAGAGAGAGAGACUUUCAUCUUUAGGACGCUUUCGUUCCGGACACGUUAAAAUACUUGUUGCUACUGACGUAGCUAGUCGCGGAUUAGAUAUUCCGCUUGUUCAACUUGUGAUAAAUUAUAACGUACCUGCUUCACCUAAAGACUAUGUUCAUAGAGUAGGUCGAACUGCUCGUGCUGGAAGAGGGGGAAUGUCUCUAACCCUUUUAACUCAAUUCGAUAUCGAUAGACUCAAAGCUAUUGAAACCUUUAUCGGUUUGAAGAUGAAAGAAUUUGAAACAAAUGAAGAUGAUGCUGUCAAACUUUUGAAGCCUAUAUCAAUUAUAAGAAGAGAAGUAGAAAUUAGAUUGAAUGAUGCAAAUUUUGGAGAGAAAAAGAAAAAUAAUAAAAGAAAAUUAGGUUUAUUAAACUCAAACAGUAAGCCGAAAUUGUUCAAUAAAAAAAAGAUAACUGAUGUAACCUAAAAAGCAAGUCUGUUAUAGUUAAAUUUUAAA
Hydra vulgaris (swiftwater hydra) is the source of this 1533-nucleotide messenger RNA. RefSeq names its product probable ATP-dependent RNA helicase DDX49. Gene Ontology annotation, molecular function: nucleic acid binding; RNA helicase activity; ATP binding. NCBI's taxonomy places the organism in Eukaryota, Metazoa, Cnidaria, Hydrozoa, Anthoathecata, Hydridae. The record is from RefSeq and is a predicted model, not a curated record.